Messenger RNA from Rhodotorula graminis WP1, 855 nucleotides. RefSeq lists its product as uncharacterized. Bases 1 to 855 code for a protein of 284 amino acids. Lineage: Eukaryota; Fungi; Basidiomycota; Microbotryomycetes; Sporidiobolales; Sporidiobolaceae. Gene Ontology annotation, biological process: rRNA processing. The transcript is spliced from 7 exons. The record is from RefSeq and is a predicted model, not a curated record. Gene Ontology annotation, cellular component: Mpp10 complex; nucleolus; small-subunit processome. Gene Ontology annotation, molecular function: rRNA primary transcript binding; snoRNA binding.
AUGCUUCGUCGUCAAGCCCGCCAACGCCGCGAGUUCCUGUACCAGAAGUCGCUCGAGCAGAAGGAGCAGCAGAUCUGGCAGCGCAAGCAGGCCGUCAAGGACCUCCUCGCAAAGGGCAAGGAGGUCCCGCGAGGGCACGGUGCGGGUGAGCGCGAGAUGCGCAUGGACGCUGCGCAGGACGAGCCGCUCACCCACAUCGACGACGAGUACGCCCAGGCCGGCAUCGACGACCCGCGUGUCCUCAUCACCACCUCGCGUGACCCGUCUUCCAAGCUGCAGCAGUUCGCCAAGGAGCUGCGCCUCUGCGUGCCCAACUCGACCCGCAUCAACCGCGGUAACUACGUCAUGACCGAGCUCGCCGACGCGUGCCGCGCCAACCAGAUGACGGACCUCAUCGUCGUGCACGAGCACCGCGGCGUGCCCGACGCCCUCAUGCUCAGCCACUUCCCGCAUGGCCCGACCGUCCUCUUCACCCUCACGGGCGUCGUCUUGCGGCACAGCCUCGGCGGCCUCCAGGGCACCACCAUUUCGGAGGCGUACCCUCACCUCAUCUUUGAGGGCUUCGGCUCCAAGCUCGGCAAGCGCGUCCAGGACGUCCUCAAGUACAUCUUCCCGGUGCCAAAAGAGGACGCCAAGCGCACCAUGACGUUCGUCAACGAGGGCGACUUUAUCUCGUUCCGGCACCACGUCUUUGUCAAGACGUCGCACAAGGAGGUCCAGCUCGCAGAGGUCGGUCCGCGGUUCGAGAUGCGGCCGUACGAGAUUCGCAACGGCACGAUCGAGCAGCAGGAGGCCGACGUCGAGUGGGUCCUGCGGCCUUACAUGCGCACGGGCCGCAAGCGCAACCAGCUCUAG